AACUACCAAGUUUACCGUAGCGCCAAUCUCGUUUGCAGGUCACUGUGCUGUGAAAAUAUCAAGUUUUCGUCAACUCCGGAGCACACUGGUACCAUUCAUCGUCCAGGCAAAACCGAUGACAGACCUGUGUUGGAUUUGCCCAAAAAAUAACUACUAAGUUUACCGUAGCGCCAAUCUGCCCGAUAUAGUGAAGACAGCCAAACUAAAAAAACAGGAAGAGCAUUUACGCAUUGUAGACAUUAGCUAUCUUCAUUACUUUUAUGAGGCAUAUGGAUUGGGUGAGAGACAUUUGGACAUGCACUGUGAUAAUUGCACAGGACAAAAUAAAAACAAAUUUGUCUUGUCUUAUCUAGCGUGGAGGGUGAUCCACGGUUUACACAAGUCUAUAACAUUAAAUUUUUUGAUUACUGGUCAUACCAAAUUUUCACCGGAUUGGUGUUUUGGCCUGAUAAAACAAAAAUUCCGGAAAUCCAGGGUCUGUUCAGUAGCCGAGUUAGCUGACGUAGUACAACAAAGCACAGUAACAGAUGUUAACUUGGCUCAACCAACAAUGGAUGGGGAGGAAAAUAUUGUCCAGCAAUAUAACUGGCAUCAAAAAUUCAAUGAAACCUACAAGGCUGUCAUUGGUAUAAAGAAAUAUCACUUCAGGUUCUGUCACAAAAAUCCAGGAGUUGUUUUUUGUAAGGAAUACAGAGACUCGGAUGAGGUUGAAGUUUGUCUGUUGAAAGAUGUUAAUGUUGUCCCAACUGCAGACUUGCCAUUAAUAAUCCCUCCACCAGGAUUAACGGCUGCAAGACAGUGGUACCUGUUUGAAAAAAUCUGUGAAUUCUGUUCUGAUGAAACCCAAGAUGCAACAUGUCCACGACCGACAGUCGAAAAACCCUGUCAUAUCAACGAACACCCUGACGAGAUAACAGACAGAACAUGCCUAGGGCCGACCGCCUUAUUACCUCACCAUAUUAAUGAAAACCAAAACCAUGACGAGAUGAUCGAUUGCGAGUUGAUACGUUGAUACGUGGGCAUGGUAGUGGUCAAACCACAAAUAAUCAGCUACCAAUGAAACAGGGUCUUGGCCGUGGUCGUGGUCAAACGAAGAACAUGGAGAAUAUUCCACCACCAGCGAAACGUGGUUGUGGUCGCGGUCGAACCACGAACAGUGAUAUUGUUCCACCACCAGCGAAACGUGGCCGACCCAAUAGCUAAAUGAUUCCGCACCCCACCGUAUCGUAGCAAAAUGAACUGGCUCAUCUAAAUGGCCACAUUUCCAGUGCUUGAGUUACUUUUCUUUUACAAAUCAUCCUAU
Messenger RNA from Patella vulgata (common limpet), 1303 nucleotides. RefSeq lists its product as uncharacterized. Lineage: Eukaryota; Metazoa; Mollusca; Gastropoda; Patellidae. Bases 296 to 1012 code for a protein of 238 amino acids. The record is from RefSeq and is a predicted model, not a curated record. The transcript has 2 exons.